UGAUUUAUAAAGGUGAGGGGGUAAACGGUAGGAAGUAAACUAUCAUCAGUACUAAACUAAAUCUCAUAUUUGUGGUGAUAAAGUGUGUUCAUCCAGCUGCUGCAGUCAGUCUGUGGUCAUGUCUGUGGACUGGGUUGGGUUCAGCUAUGCUGCUCUGGUGUCAGCAGGAGGGAUCAUGGGUUACCUGAAAGCAGGCAGCAGCACCUCUCUGGUUGCAGGUCUCCUGUUCGGCCUGCUGGCUGCGGUCGGCGCUUAUCUGGCAUCUCAAAAUCCGAAGAAUGUCUGGCUUUCACUCGGCACCUCGGGAACGCUGGCCGUGGUGAUGGGACUGAGGUUUCUCAACUCGUGGAAGUUCAUGCCAGCUGGUUUAAUGACUUUAGCGAGUGUGCUGGUGCUGAUGAAGAUCAUCAUUGGGAUGCUGAAGAGACCACAUAAAUUAUCAUAAAAAAAGUGACAUUUCUGUGUUUCUGUACAUAUUUAUGACCAAAAAAUUCCACUUUUUCACAAAUGAUGAUUCACAAAUGAUGUUUUUUCUAUUAGAGUCUAGUUAUGUAUAAAAAUAUUUUGAUUAUUGAUUAUACAAAUCCAUUUUUGUACAGUUAGAUGUUUAUGUUUGUAAACAUGUAUGAAAAAUGAUCACUGAACC
Molecule: messenger RNA, 646 nt
Organism: Larimichthys crocea (large yellow croaker)
Lineage: Eukaryota; Metazoa; Chordata; Actinopteri; Sciaenidae
Product: transmembrane protein 14C
Exons: 4
Coding region: 119-445 (108 amino acids)
Biological process (GO): regulation of heme biosynthetic process
Cellular component (GO): mitochondrial membrane
Source: RefSeq, a predicted model, not a curated record